CUCCACCCGGCAGCAUCACCAUCGUUGUCGUCGUUUCUGCCUCUCUCUGCCUCUCUCUCUCUCUCUGUGUCGUCGUGUCGUGCUCCGCCCUUCCUCCGUUUUGCAUUUCCGUUGUGCUCGUGCGGCUCUUCAUUUUUUGUGUUUUGGUCCAGUGUCGCUGCAGACAUGUCUAUAACCCUGCAUCGCUCCUCCUCCUCGUCCCUCCUCCGCCCUGUGGCCCUGCGCCGCUCGCCGUCUCCCUGUGUUUCUCUCAUUUCCCUCACUUCCUCCCUCCUCUCCCUCCACCUGAUUCUGUUCCAUCGUCAUGCUACAGUUGCUCUAGUACCUUCCUGCCCAGAUCCAGUCCUGCCCUGCCUGCUGUCUUUUCCGGUGACCGUUUCCUCUCUUCCAUAGAUCUGUGCUUCUAGAUUCGUCUCCAUCUCUUCCCUGGCCAUGCUAUUUUUGAGUAUUUGUAUGCCUCCUCAGUUCUGAAUUUCGUUCUCUACCCUAACUUGUUUUUUGCGGCAUACGCUCCUGCAUACGACUCUUCUACUUCCUAGGUUCAGGUAUGCUUUUUCUUGUCACUUGCGUACAGCAGCAACUAAGGUCGGCUAUCUUCUAAUGUUUCCGAAGGUGACGACGUCAUACCUUUGGAUAUCUCAACAACACGGGCCAAGCAAGAAUGAAUUCUUCACUCCCCUUCACUAGCAAAUACGUCGACGCGAAAGUCGCUUCUUGUGCGAGCGGAGUGCACUUGAUUCUGCUCACUGCAAACAUUCAGUCGAUGAGAUGAAGGUGAAGAUGUACUUGGAAUGUGAGUGAGAGAACCGGGAAAAAUGUGAACAUCUUCUCACCAACAGUGGCCUAACUAUGGUGAGCAUUAUCAUAUGCUCGUGUCGGUGGCUCAAAGUGAAGAAUCUGUAGGCAGUUCUCUGUAGACUCAUUCAUCUUUUAGUUCUCACCAAGUGGGUAUAGGAAGGAAGAUGAAGUCGGAUGUUGCUCUCGACCAUGCUGUUUUCCAGCUUACGCCAUCUCGAAACAGGUGCGAGCUCGUGGUAGUCUGUGGAGAGGAGACAGAACGGUUGGCUUCUGGUUUACUAAAACCUUUUCUAGUUCACGUAAAAGCUGCUGAAGACCAAUAUGCAACUGGAACAAAAGAGAUCAAGUUGAAGCCUCCUCCUGGAUAUGGAUACGUUUCGAAGCCCGAGACGUCUGCGUGGUUUACCAAGGGAACCAUUGAAAGGUUUGUCCGAUUUGUAAGCACUCCGGAAGUGCUUGAGCGCGUUGGCACUGUGGAAGCCGAGCUUGUACAGUUGGAAGGAGCCAUUAAAGAGCACACAAUUGAAACUACGAAGAUUGAUGCGUCACAAUCCAGCGUUGCAGCUGGAGCGCCACCAGCAGCUGGCAGCAUUCUGUUGACAGCUACCACUGACCAAGCACCCACACCGACUCCAUCAAGGCGGAAUUCCUUAGAUGAGACCGAGAACCCUGCUCCUGAUGACAAUGCCAGCAUUGAUUCGCAUAGCAGGCGCCGCCUGUUGCGAGCCAUGGAAGCUCGGAAGAUGUUAUUGCACAAGGAGCAGAGCAUGGCGUUUGCACGGGCAACUGCGGCAGGGUUUGACAUGCAGAAAAUGGAACAUCUACUGGUGUUUGCAGAUUGCUUCGGUGCAAAUCGCUUGGGUGACGCUUGCGUUAUGUACACAAGCAUAUUUAAGAAGAGCAAGGAAUCAGGACUUUGGGACGAGAAUGAGUGGCCUUUAUCUGACACAACAAGCCUUCGGAAUGUUCCCACAAGCCCUGAGCUCAGACCACGAGAGUCCGACUUGUGGUCAGAUAUGCAUAGCGAGGCAGGUGACUUUAGGUUGGACGAACUCAGAGACGACGUAAGUGUCAGAUCCUAUACCAACUACUAUAGUGAGGACUUGUCACUCCGGGCCUAUUCUGGGGGAGAGAUUCUUAGAAAGUGGAGUCCUCUCGAGGGUAUGUUGAGUCCCAGUAGGACGAGGGACUUUAAUGGGGAGCUUUCGCGAUCAAGGGGAGGGUCGAAGCAAACAAGUUGGGAUGAAGGAUCCAGAAUUGCUCAGAGCCGAGAGGGAGCAUCUAGGCCAUAUGCCGAUGAUAGCUUUCUCUACCCCCAUGGGAGUUCUCGAAGGUUGCCUUCACUUGGUUCUCAACAUCCAGGCAUCAUAUAUAGUGGGGAUAAUACUAAUGAAUUAGGAACGGAUUUAGAUAGCACUAAUCGCGGCAGUCUGGGUCAACGUCAACGGCGUGCAUGGGGUCCUCCUCCUCAGUUCUUAGCCCAUCAGAUAUCUGUUGGUCUCAAGACAAAAAGUGGCCCUCUCUUGCCUGGAAGUGACAGUUAUCACAUGGCAGUGCAAGGGACCCCUAAUACCAGCAACGGUCUAAGUGCCUCCUCACACAGGAUUGGGGAAAGCCUUCCCAGCUGGGCUGCUGCUGCAGGCCAAUCUGAUCAGCCUUGGCACCCUGGCUCAACAGCACCUACUGGGCAUGGACUUCCCCGUCUGAUGGUGCCUAAAUUUCAAGCACAUGUGGUUGCAGGGAAUGGGCACCUGCAAUCAACAUUGAGUGCUGAACCUGUGAUCAAGCCUCCAGAAGCUAAUGGGAAUGUUCUUUCCUCUCCAGCAGCUAACUGGCAAGAGCACAAGCGUAGGCAGAGAGUGGAAGGGCAGGAGGCAGUUGGAAGCGCAACCCCUGCAUCUGUUGCUGCCAAUGGGAACAAGUUGGCAACUGCUAGAGAUUUGAAAAGUCGUCCAGGAGCCGGGAGGACUACUGAUCGACCCCAAAAUAAACAUGUGGUUCGAAGGGCCUCGUCACCUAGACGCCGCUCAUCUUCUCCAAUGCGAAGGGUUCAAGUAGGGCGGAAUACUAUGCGGCGGUCUGGAGUCAUGAUAGCUAAGGGUGUGAAUUAUGCUUCAACCAAGCCAGCUGGUAGCUCACAAAUUACUCCGAAGGAGUUGGAACCAAGUGAUGAGGAGACUGAUGAUGCUCCUGGAGAACAGAAUGGUUCGCUUCUGCAACAAGUUCAUGCUGAAGGUGAGAAACAAGGUUUCAGUAGGAAGGACGGGCUUCAAACGGACUCUGAUCAGGAUUCUUUUGCGAAUCUAGCUCACGAGUCUUUACCUGAUCAAAGUCCCAGCCGCGCACCUUCUGAAUGGAAUAGGUCAGUGGAUCAUGAAAUGGAUUAUCCCGAAAACGGUAGUGAGCAUAUGUCGACUGGGCACUCUGGAACUCUACUUUCACCCAAAGAACCUAAAGGACGAUUUUAUGAGCAGUACCGGGAAAAGAGAGAUGCUAAACUGCGGGACGAAUCGGAAUCAAGAAAGGCUGAUAAAAACGCUAAACUGAAGUCUAUGCAAGAGGUUUUGGAGUGUCGAAAGGCCGAAAUGGCUGCUCGCAAAGGAAGGGGUACAGCAAAAGCGAACUCUGAUGGGGAAGUCCGAGUUCUGGCAGAGAAAUUACGAAGCCCCAAGUCCGAUCUAGCGAAGAGCAAGAAGCUUAAGGAUGAUGAAGGAGCCAGACGGCUAGAUGAAAUCGGGAACCAGAGACGAGAAAGAAUAGCAGCCCGAAGUAGCCCUAGUCAUUCAUCGGCAGGGACGGCUUCUACUGUUUCCACUGCAUCAGCACUACGUGUCACCGUAAAGCAACCAUAUACGCCAACUUCCCAACCAGCAAUUAUUCCUACUCCAACGGUAACUCCUAAAGCGAAGCCCAAAGCCGCUCGAAGGUUAUCGCCUCCAAAAAAACCGUCUGUUGGAACUUCCCGAGGAACUGCGACCUCACCCGCAGCUCCUGCCUCUGCCCCGAAGUUGGUUCGGAGGCUUCAGACUUCACCUCAAACCAAAGAGGUUGAGUCUCCCUUGAGUAGAUCGGUGCCUUCCUUGGCAGAACUCCGGAAAGAGAACACGAAGCCCGCGUUAGUACGAAAUAGCACUUACAAUGAGCGACCCCGCAGUACAGGUAGUAAACUUCCUGGUAUGCGUGGUGCUCCAGCCCCUCUAGAACUCAACGGGAGCCUUGUUGGUCCCAGAGGAGCUGCUAUCGACGACAAGAAGCGACGUGUUGUUACGAAAAAAACUGGUGCCACAGCAGAAACUGUUGUCCCUGAGGCACCAGUUUCGGGGCCUCUCAAGGUUUCCAAAGUUUCUCCAGCUGAGCUAAGUGCUACAAGCAACCUCAACAAGAAACCUACACCUGCACCAGGUGCAAAUGUAGACUCUAAACCUUUUCUACGGAAAGGGAGAGGGAUUGGACCAGGAACCAACGUUCGCAAAUCUAAAGUAGCUGCUGCUCCCGAGCCUUCUAAAGCUUACGAAGAGGAGGUAGAGAAGCAUGUUUCUGACUUAGAACCCAAAUUUGUCAAGACAGAAGAUGGGGGUCUUGACGAGGAGGAUAAGGGAAUAACUGUGCGCUCAGAUCUUACUGAAGCAUCAGAAGCCUCCAUUGAGGAGGCAGCUGGUGUCUCGACCACACGACCUAGCGCACCUCCCCAAAGUGUAGCUUUGGUUGUAGAUGACGAUGAUGAGACAAUAAGGCCUGAGGAGUGGCAAGAACCUGAACUUGCGGAUGCUGUGUGCAGUUCUGAGGAUUUUCUUGACUGUAAGAGAGAUCAAGAAUCCAUGCAUGCAGAUAUUUCGCCAGAAAACCUGCACUUAUCAACGUUGAGACCUUUCUUGAGUGAGGGACUAGAGAACGAUUCUAUGGUGAAUGCGAUUCCCAGCGGCACUGAAACACCCCCGCUAAGAUCCUCUCCAAUACACUCCAUUCCUUUGAGGUCCUUAUCGCCCAAAGGCUCUGAAGUACCGGAAUUAUUCAAAUCCCCUCUAGCAUCAUCUGGUGAUGCUGCAACAUCGCCUCGGGUUACUUUUUCAUCCGUUUCAGACAGUUUUCCUUCUCAUGAUGUUCCAAGUUCUGAAAGUGCUGGGUCAUUGUAUGCUGUGAACCCUGCCCCUCUUCCUCCAAUUCAAGUGCUUCUUUCUCCCGAAGUCCUGACAAAUUCAAGGGUUCGUAAGAAGUGGCUUAGUUCCCAGAAGGUCUCGACCCCGUCUACUGUGAAGGAAUCUCCACGAGGUUUGAAAAGGCUAUUGAAGUUUGGAAUGAAGAAAAAGGAUAAGAGCAGCGCUGCUUCGACAACAAGUGACAGUCUCUCGGAUAUUGAGGAUGACUUGGAUAUUAUAAGUGAGCAUGGUGGACGGACCGAGGAUCUGCCUCAUAUUGGAGCGAAGAACCUUGGUUCUCGAAUGCCUGGAAAGGCUUCUGGUCUAGUAGGACCUCCCGCGAUUCCCGAGGAUUCUACAACUGAAGACGGAGUUGCUGGAACCCCCUUAGUUUCAAUACCUUUUGUUAGAAAUUCAGUACCCACAGCACCAGCACAUUAUAAGACGCGGGAUGAACAUGUUGCCGGAAGUGGCCUCUUGAAAGCACCCCGAUCGUUCUUCUCGUUGUCAUCUUUUCGGAGCAAAGUGAAGCAGUAAGAGGAGACGCCGAAGCUUUACUUAUCUUGGCGAGCGGGCCACGUUGUAGCAUAAAAAUGAGAGCCUUAUGUUAAUGUAUUUCUUGGAGGUUCUGCCUGGCAGUGACUUUCAAGGAUCUCUCUGACCAGCAGGUCGUUACCGAGUCCACCAAGUAUAUUUAGAAAGUUAACUCUCGCUGGAGUUCGUUGGUGCGCUGUUGCUCAAGCGGAUACUGGAUUGUUCCAGGAUAUUAGGACGUUGCUGCAGUCCUCCAAGAAGUUCCGCAACCACAUUCGCAAUUGCAUUGCGAGGUCAAUCUGCACUAAUGCAUGAAUUGCGCAUGUGGUUUUUUUAGAGUGUGUUAACUUAAUUUUGUGUAGAAAUUGAUACCAGCUCUUGGUUGCUGGGUUUUACAUGGAAUGUAAAGCAUGACUCUCAGCUUCUUGUGGCAAGGCUCUCUAUCAGUCUGCCCGUUGCAUCAAAUUGAUGAUUAUAGUAAAAUUUCAUGCCCCUAUUAGGGACUUGAGAAUCAUUGUUAACCUUU
Messenger RNA from Physcomitrium patens, 5994 nucleotides. RefSeq lists its product as uncharacterized. The record is from RefSeq and is a predicted model, not a curated record. Lineage: Eukaryota; Viridiplantae; Streptophyta; Bryopsida; Funariales; Funariaceae.